CGUCUUUCUUCUACGUGCCGUAGGCAUAAAGAGCGGCCUGCACUUUCACUCUUUGUCCGCCUAUCUGUCUAUUCGAUCUCCUCCCGGUCUGCUCUUGAGGGCUCUUCUGCCAAACCCACGGAAACACUGUGUCGAAGCCAACCUGUGCGAGGCUCUUCUCCCAGAACUAAUACGAAUACUAAACUCUCGAUCCACUCCACCUCCCCCAACAACAAUUCACCAUGUCCGGUCUCUUCGGUGGCAGUUCUGCAUCUUCAGCGGCCACUACCACCACCGGGGACACUAGCAAAGAUAUCGAAGUGUCUCAAAACCAGCUACCUGGGGACAGCAUCUCCGAUAUGGCUUUCUGCCCGACGGCCGACUUCCUUGCCGUCGCAUCAUGGGACAAAAAGGUUUGGAUCUACGAGGUAACCAAUGCCGGCGCGCAGGGGAAGUGGUUCUUUGAAAUGGCAGGUCAUGUGUUGUGCGUUGCGUGGUCAAGGGAUGGCACCCGCGUCGCAGCCGGCGACUCCACUGGAAUAUGCAGCAUGGUCGACCUCUCCAAAGCCGCCCCCGGCCAAGUAGCAGCCCAACAAGUCGCUGGUCAUGUCGACCCAAAUAAUCAAGCCGCCAAUCCCGCUAUCAAAUGCGUGCGCUGGUUUCAGAACGGCGGGCGGGACAUCCUCGCAACCGGAUCCUGGGAUAAAUCUGUCAAGUUCUGGGACUUGACAAGUCCCCAGCCCCUAGGUUCCUUGGAUUGCGGCGAGCGUGUCUACACUAUGGACGUCAAGGAUGACUUGCUCGUGGUUGGAACGGCGGAGCGACACAUCCAUAUCGUUAACCUGAAGGAACCAACCAAAAUCUACAAGACGAUCACCAGUCCCUUGAAAUGGCAGACGAGGGUUGUAAGCUGCUUCACCGACGCAACUGGAUUUGCUGUUGGAUCUAUCGAGGGUCGUUGCGCGAUCCAAUAUGUCGAGGACAAAGACACAUCCCUAAAUUUCUCCUUCAAAUGCCACCGCCAACAAGACCCCGCCGCGCGCGACAUCGCCAAAGUCUACUCCGUCAACGCCAUUUCCUUCCACCCCAUCCACGGUACCUUCAGUACUGCCGGCUCGGAUGGCACAUUCCACUUCUGGGACAAAGACGCCAAGCACCGCCUGAAAGGCUACCCCGAAGUCGGCGGCUCCAUCACCGCCACCUGCUUUAGCCGCGACGGCAACAUCUUCGCCUACGCCAUUAGCUAUGACUGGAGCAAGGGCUACAGCCACAACACCCCCCAGUAUCCCAUUAAGCUGAAACUGCAUCCUAUUUUGGGCGAUGAGUGUAAACCUAGACCUGGGAGUAAGAAGAGGUAAAUUCUUUGUGUGAAGGGGGAUGUAUCUGCUAAUUCGGGGGUUUGUGUGAAGGCACUAGGGGGAAAAUGGCGUUGAGUGAGAGUACGUCAACGAAUGGAGCUGCUCCGCCUCCGAAGGGGGGACAUGCAAAAUCCAAUGGAUUCCCCGCAGAUGGAUAUCCUUCUAAGGGUCGGGAUUCAUUCGAAGCUUGAGAUUUUUUUUUGCCGGUGUCAGCGGCGUUUCGAGGGCAUAGUCGGCGGGCUGGCCUGUACGAUCUCCAUCUUUAUUCAGUUCAGUCUGGUAUUUUUCUGCGAACCCCUUUUGAAUAAGUGAGGAGCCGUUUUCUUCUUCCCACCAGUCGAUAGCGACAUGAAUGGAAGAUAGAUUACCAGACAGAAGCCAUUGCAUGGUGAGUGGAUGGGAGUGUAUUAGAGAGUGUAGUAGAUAGCCAACUUCAAUUAUAGGAAGAACAAGUCAAACCAGGCAAGUCC
Messenger RNA from Lindgomyces ingoldianus, 1807 nucleotides. RefSeq names its product WD40 repeat-like protein. The transcript is spliced from 3 exons. Gene Ontology annotation, molecular function: ubiquitin binding; RNA binding. NCBI's taxonomy places the organism in Eukaryota, Fungi, Ascomycota, Dothideomycetes, Pleosporales, Lindgomycetaceae. Gene Ontology annotation, cellular component: nuclear pore. Bases 222 to 1337 code for a protein of 371 amino acids. Gene Ontology annotation, biological process: transcription-dependent tethering of RNA polymerase II gene DNA at nuclear periphery; RNA export from nucleus. The record is from RefSeq and is a predicted model, not a curated record.